CCCCCCGCCCUACCUCUCCUUUAUCUCCUCUCACCGGAGCUGUCUGGAUGGACAGAACCAGCCUCCCCAAAUGGCUUUGACUCUGGAUCUGGAGCUGCACCUGAACAGGAUGAAACAGGCGCGUCUCUCCGUCAUGUUGGCCGCCCUCACUCUCCUUGUUCUACCAUUGUCCUCGACCACCCAGCCCAAUCCAGAUGGCACAAACCUCCUACACGUGACUAUCACGUCCGGCCCAAAAACUACAGGCGAGCUGGGUGCCACACUGACAUUGCCGUGUCUGGCGUCCCUGGCCCGUCCGCCACCCGGCCUGGUCACCAACGGCCGGCGCGCCGCCCUUUCUCUGCCUCACAUCAGGUGGAGCUUGGUAGGCCGCGACGACGAUAAAGAGACCGAGAUUCUGGUGGCCCGUGGCGACAGCGUGCAGGUGAGCGAGGUCUAUCGGGGCCGAGCCUCGCUACCGCAUUACGCCGUCUCCCCCGCUAACCUGACGCUCCGGCUGGAGGGGCUAAGGCACAGUGACGCGGGCGAAUACCGGUGCCAUGUACAGCAGGGACUCGACCACGGCCAUGAUGUCACGCAGGUCCAAGUCAAAGGUUUGGUGUUCCAUCAUGGGGAUCUGUCAAGAAGUCCCCAUGCCUUCACCUUUGAGCGGGCCCGCGAGGCUUGUGUGGAGAUCGGGGCCCAGAUGGCCAUGCCGGAGCAGCUUGAGGCGGCCUACCACAGCGGGUAUGAGCACUGCAACCCAGGUUGGCUCUCCGACCGCUCAGUUCGGUAUGCAGUACAGAAGCCAAGAGAGGACUGCUUGGGCGUCAUGGAAGGUCUUCCAGGAGUGAGGACCUUUGGAACUUUGGAGCCUGAGCAGCUCUUUGAUGUCUACUGCUUUGUGGGCCACACCGCAGGUGAGGUGUUCCAUGGCUCGGCCCCCCGUGGUUUUACUUUUGGGGAGGCCAAAGCGUACUGCCUGAGUGAAGGUGCCGAGCUAGCCACCCUCGCCCAACUAUACGCAGCCCGGAACGACGGACUGAGCCACUGUGGCUCAGGGUGGCUGAAGGACGGCAGCGUGCGCCACCCCAUGCCCACCGCUGGGGUGCGCUGUGGGGAGGAACCAGGAAACAAGACGGACUUCCCCGAAGCUCACAGACGACAAGAUGUCUACUGCUUCAGAACGGAAACAACCGCUGGAAAUGAGGAGGUUCAAACAGUCCAUUCUGUCACGCAAGACCCGCUGAAGACCGAGUCCUGGACUACAGUUGAUCCCCAGUUGGCGCCUGAGCUUUUCAUGACAAAGGCAACGUUUGGAUCAGAGGACCUCAGCAGCCCCUCGGAAGAACAUCAGAACACUUCUACUGCUGAUGCUAGUACCGGAAACAUGGCCUUGACGUCAUCUCACAUUGAAGAACCAAGGUCCUUCUCCACAGUGUCGCCCACUUUAGAGACAAACAAAACAUUUGAAGAUCAUCCACAACCUGGAGAGGCGAUCCGAAUGACCGACUCUUUGGUUACUAUGGAAACCAACGCCAUCACCUCCACUGAAUCACCUUUGGAAUCAAGUGAAGAGCUUUCUGGUGUGGCGUCCGUCACGCCAGGGACACCUGUGAUCCAGACAGUUGAGGUCGCCACAGUUACUGACUUCAGUUUUGACCGUACUGCCCCUCCCUUGACCUCUGGGAUUCCAUCUAACUCCACACAUACCUUCAUCUCAGACACUAUGGGACACCUGGAAGCCACAGAUAAAGAUGGAGAAAAAGCUAAAACGGAAACCCCAGCCAAAGCAUCCAGUGACUGGUCGGGAGAAAGUCCAGAAGCAAAACCGAAAUCUGCAUCAAAUCUGACGGACUCACCGGACCACCACACUGAUCCCAGAACACCUCCUCCAUCGGAGACUAUUUCCUCUCCACUGGAGGAGUCUGGAUUCCACAUGGAGUCCAACAAUCCACUUCUUGUUGCAUGGAAUGAAGCUACUCGCACCAUCCGAAGACCAGAGGGAGGACAAGAGAAGAAUGGCACUGAUGUCGUCUCUGUUCAAAAAUGUUCCGGGUGUCACCUUAAAGAUCAAACCAUGGAGACCGUAACUGAUGCGACUGUGGUCAGGGAAGAGCCCACAUUGGCCAUGGCUGCCAAACAGGAAGUCAUCCAAGACCUGUGCGGGCAGAGUCCAUGCUUGAAUGGCGGCACAUGCCUAGAUGGCGACACGCCCAAGUGCAUCUGCCUGCCCGGUUACGGCGGCGCCUCCUGCCAGUCAGAUUUGAAGGCAUGUGAGGCCGGCUGGGAGAAGUUCCAAAGCUUCUGCUAUCAUCAUGUAAACACGCGGCAAAGCUGGGAGGGGGCAGAACAACACUGUCGCACCAUUGGCGGACACCUCAUGUCCAUCAUGACCCCUGAGGAGCAACACCACGUCAACGAUAAAUACAAAGAAUAUCAGUGGAUCGGACUGAACGACAAAACCAUCGAGGGAGACUUCCGCUGGUCCGACGGAAACCUUCUGAUCUACGACAACUGGCACAGAGGGCAGCCCGACAGUUACUUCCUGUCUGGCGAGGACUGUGCCGCCAUGGUUUGGCAUGACGGCGGGCGCUGGAGUGACGUGCCCUGCAACUAUCAUCUUUCUUUCACAUGCAAGAAGGGCCUUUCAUCCUGUGGGGAGCCUCCUGCGGUUGCAAAUGCCAUGCCGUUUGGUAAGACGCGGACACACUAUGAGACCUUCGCCAAGGUACGCUACCGCUGCCAUGCGGGCUUCAUGCAGAAGCUGAACCCCAUCAUCAGCUGCCUGCCCAACGGCCGCUGGGAGGAGCCCUUGAUCAUGUGCCUACCAGCUGCUUCACCUGCAGACCACCGGUUCAGUUCAACUGCUCGCCCCCUCUCCGAGGAGGCGGAAGAAGUCACCGCGGCGGUCACCACGGAGAUCCACACUCAAAGCAGCUCUCCGCUCUCAGCACAUUAAGAACAUCAUAUCUUCCACACUGAAACUAACCUUAGGUUUCUGCCUAAAAAGCGCUGUAACCCAAAUGCUACGGUCGAGUUACAUCAACGAGCAAUUUUAGCGUCGCUGUCAUUGAUGAACGGUGUUUGGGGUUUUUGUUCACGAAAAGUGGUCUAUUUUAUUAAAGCAACUAUGGCGGGGCAUUUGUGCUUUA
This is a messenger RNA of Hippocampus comes (tiger tail seahorse), 3134 nucleotides long. It is a transcript of the gene bcan, whose product is annotated as brevican. Gene Ontology annotation, molecular function: hyaluronic acid binding. The record is from RefSeq and is a predicted model, not a curated record. NCBI's taxonomy places the organism in Eukaryota, Metazoa, Chordata, Actinopteri, Syngnathiformes, Syngnathidae. The coding region runs from base 71 to 2941 and encodes 956 amino acids. Gene Ontology annotation, biological process: positive regulation of neuroblast proliferation; skeletal system development; cell adhesion. Gene Ontology annotation, cellular component: synapse; perineuronal net. The transcript has 14 exons.